This is a messenger RNA of Ustilaginoidea virens, 1770 nucleotides long. RefSeq lists its product as uncharacterized. Gene Ontology annotation, molecular function: polyamine transmembrane transporter activity. Bases 1 to 1770 code for a protein of 589 amino acids. NCBI's taxonomy places the organism in Eukaryota, Fungi, Ascomycota, Sordariomycetes, Hypocreales, Clavicipitaceae. The transcript is spliced from 3 exons. The record is from RefSeq and is a predicted model, not a curated record. Gene Ontology annotation, biological process: intracellular polyamine homeostasis; transmembrane transport.
AUGCCUGAGCAUUCGGAAAAAGCAGCGCCGGAGCGCCAGCCGGACGAGAUUGAGCGCCCAGCAUCUCCUCUAUCUGUUGACACUGCGGAGUCGGAGGCAGUACGGGAUGUGGAAAAGGCCCUGCCAGACCAUGCUUUCCCCUCGGCAGACACCUCCGGGGAGCCAGCCGGGGCCGAGACGGAUCCCGGACCUGCGGCAGCUGCUUGCCGGACAAUGUCUCGGGUGUCGUCCACAAGGUCCAGGGCUGUUACCAUUGUGCCGCGAACGCAGCGACGAGGCUUGUUGAGCCACUUCGCCAUUACUCCCGAAGUAGAAAGACCGUUUGAGUACAAGAAUUCGACGAAAUGGCUCAUUACCGGCACCGUAGCCUUUGCAACGCUGGCUGCCCCGUUGGGAUCCGCCAUUCUUUACCCUUCUCUGCACCACCUGACGAUCGAGUUCAACACGUCGUCCACAGUCGCCAACCUGUCUGUCGCCUUGUACAUGUUGGCCAUGGGUAUUUUCCCGCUGUGGUGGUCCUCGUUCUCCGAAGAAUUCGGCCGCCGCAGCAUUUACAUCAUCUCCUUCAUCAUGUUCAUCCUAUCCACCGUCCUGUGCGGCCUGAGCCAGAACAUGGCCAUGCUCAUCGUGUUCCGGUGCCUGACGGGCGGGGCAUCGGCCAGCGUUCUAGCCGUCGGCGCGGGCACCAUUGCCGACAUCUGGGAGAGCUUUGAGCGAGGCCGCUCCAUGAGCAUGUAUUAUCUGGGGCCGCUCCUGGGGCCCAUCGUCUCCCCGACCCUGGGCGGUGUUUUGACGGAGAAGCUGGGGUGGCGGGCGUGCAUGUACUUCCUGACCGUGUACGGCUUGGUCGUGACCGUGCUGCUGGUGCUGUUUCUGCCCGAGACGCUGGCCCGCAAAAAGACGCCUCCUCACCCCCAAGCGGACGCCGACGCCGACGAUGACGGUGACGGUGACGGUGACGGUGACGAGGCCGCCGCCCGGCGAGGCUUGCAAAAGGUUUCCACGCGACAGUCGGCCAAGAGGCACUCGAAGCGCUUUGCAAAGCAGACCAAGCGCUUCCUGGUCGACCCGCUGGCCGUCCUGCUGCUGCUUCGGUUUCCCCCCGUCCUCAUAACCGUGUGCGUGGCCUCGGUCGCCUUUGGAGCCCUGUUCGUCGUCAAUAUCUCGGUCCAGCAGACGUUUGCCAAGCCGCCGUACAGCUUUUCGGAAAUCAGCGUCGGCCUGCUGUACCUCCCGCCGGCCCUGGGCUACUUCAUCACGGCCCUCUUCGGCGGCAGGUGGAUCGACAACAUCAUGGCCAGGGAAGCCCGGAAGGCGAACCGGUACGACGCCCGCGGCAAGCUCGUCCUGCUGCCCGAGGACCGCGUGAGGGAGAACAUGUGGAUCGCCAACACGGUGUAUCCCUGCGCUCUGCUGCUGUUUGGCUGGACGCUCGACCGCGGGAUAUUCUGGCUUGUGCCGUCGGUUGGCGCCUUUCUGUUUGGCCUCUCAUACAUGCUCGUGUUUAGCGUGGCCACGACAAUGCUCACAGAGCUGGUCAGCAAGAGGAGCUCGGCCGGCGUGGCCGUCAACAACUUUGCGCGCAGCAUCCUCAGCUGCGCGGCCACGGUUGUCGCGGCGCCGUGGAUCCAGGGCGUCGGCGUGGGCUACGUCAUGACCACCGUGGCGUGUUUCUGCAUGGUGGCAGGAUACGCGGGCAUCUGGACCCUGCGGAGAAACGCGCCGCGGUGGAGGAAGGAGAUGGACGUGGCGCUGCAAAGCAUGACAUGA